CUCCUCCCUGUCGAUCUCUUUUCUUCUCUUUUCACAUCUUUAGAGCCAUCCCUCUAGCUCUAUUUAAACUACCGUUGGAUCACUGCUAUGGUCAUCAGUCAUCAGAGAAAGCAUCUGAUCAUACAUAAUAGUAGCCUUUUAGGAAAUUUCAGGGAUUUUCGCUAGACUUAUGGGGUUUGCAAGAGCUCUUGUUGAAACUUCAACUGAGCAAGAAAGCAAACUUUUUGUUGGAGGAGCUUCUAACUCCAUUAACUCUUCUCCUUUCAUGGCUUCUUCCAACAAAACCAACAACCACACUACUCAAAUAGUGCUUGACCAACAACAACAUCAAUCACCAGUGCCAUCACAGAUUCAUCCAAGUCAUCAUCAGCACCUUCAUCAAGACCAUCAUGCUCAUCAUCAUCAGCAUCAGCAUCAGCAUCAUCAGCAGAAUAUUAAUCAGAUUUCUUUUGGCAUGAUGCAAUCAUCUUCAUCAGCCAUUCCUGGCAACUUCAUAAGCAAGGAUACUGGAGCUUAUGAUUUGGGCGAAUUAGAUCAAGCCCUUUUUCUUUACCUGGAUGGCCAAGAACCCUCGGCAAUUCAAGAGCAAAGACAGAACUCCGGGAUGAGGCCUCCAACUCUAAACAUUUUCCCUUCUCAGCCCAUGCAUGUAGACCCCUCAUCAGCAAAGGCAAGUACCGGAUUAGUUUCCAAUUCUCCAUCUAGCAGCGGUUCCAAGAGAUCAUCUGAGCCGUCCAUGGAGUUAUCAAACCCCAGAAAUGAUGUUGCUUCUGCACCUGAACCAGCAAAAGCUGUAAAGCGUGAGGGAAACCGCAGAGGUCCAACUUCAAGUUCAGAGCAAGAAGGACCAAAGACACCAGAUCCUAAGACACUGAGGAGGCUUGCUCAGAAUAGGGAGGCAGCCAGGAAAAGCAGACUUAGGAAAAAGGCUUAUGUUCAGCAGCUAGAGUCAAGCAGGAUCAAACUUACUCAAUUAGAACAGGAAAUACAAAGAGCUAGAUCUCAAGGAAUUUACUUUGGUGGAGCUUCUGCCCUUCUAGGUGGUGACCAAUCCAUGCCUGCUCCUAUGGGCAACAUAAGUUCAGUUGCAGAUGCUACCGUCUUCGACAUGGAGUAUUCACGAUGGCUGGAGGAGCAUCACCGCCUAAUGUGCGAACUUCGAAAUGCAGUGCAGGAGCACUUACCUGAAAACGAGCUCAGGCUUUUCGUCGACAACUGUUUGGCUCACUAUGACGAGGUGAUGAAUCUCAAAAGCAUGAUCGCCAAAUCUGACGUUUUUCAUCUUGUUUCCGGCAUGUGGAAGACUCCUGCCGAGAGAUGCUUCAUGUGGAUGGGAGGUUUUCGCCCAUCGGAGCUCAUCAAGAUAAUAAUGAGCCAAAUUGAGCCAUUAACAGAACAGCAACUCCUGGCAAUAUGUGGAUUACAGCAGUCAACACAGGAAGCUGAAGAAGCCCUCUCUCAAGGACUUGAAGCUCUUAAUCAGUCCCUCUCAGACACCAUUGCUUCUGAUGCCCUGAGCUGCCCUUCGAACAUGGCUAACUACAUGGGCCAAAUGGCUCUAGCCAUGAACAAACUCUCCACCCUUGAAGGUUUUGUUAGACAGCGUUGUUCAGACCAGCUGCAAGAUCCCAGUCCCUGUCUAAACUGCUACAGUAAGCAAAUGGGGAGAAAAAGAGAGGAUUGGUUACACUUUCAAGUGAUUUUUGAAUGUAGCACCAGAUCAACUCUGCACUGGUCAAAACAAUGGAAGUAAAUAAAUUCCACAUGUCCCAAUUUCAACCGGUGUGUUCUGGACCAAUCAAGAAAUUCAAAAGGCGGGGUGGCCGGAAAGAUUAUGAGGGUCUCUAAAGAUUUUCUAUACUCAUGUCAAAUGUUAAGACUUCUGCCCAGUUAAGAUUACUCCAUUACCAACCCAAGAUGCAGAUGGAAGAUGCCUUCUCUUUUAUAUUUUUCAUCCUCCAAAAGUCAACAUACAUGCAUGAGUACAUUUUGUAACUUGUUGUUGCUGUUACUUAAUUUCUAUGUAGUUUUGUUUUGACAAAAGACAGAAGGAAAAAAAAAAAGAAAAAGAAGUCGGCUCUAAUAUUCAAGGUGUCAUUCAUUUUCAGGCUGAUAAUCUGAGGCACCAAACAAUUCAUCGCCUGCAUCAGAUCCUGACAACCCGUCAAGCUGCAAGGUGUUUUCUGGCUAUAGCCGAGUAU
Messenger RNA from Coffea eugenioides, 2201 nucleotides. Its product is annotated as bZIP transcription factor TGA10. Gene Ontology annotation, molecular function: DNA-binding transcription factor activity; sequence-specific DNA binding. The coding region runs from base 170 to 1753 and encodes 527 amino acids. The record is from RefSeq and is a predicted model, not a curated record. Lineage: Eukaryota; Viridiplantae; Streptophyta; Magnoliopsida; Gentianales; Rubiaceae. Gene Ontology annotation, biological process: regulation of DNA-templated transcription; DNA-templated transcription. The transcript has 11 exons.